GUCACUAUAGAGUACUGAGAAAAAGUUUUGCUGAAAUUAGAGUUCAAACACCAGCUUUGAGAGUCAGAAGUUCUGCUUCCCGGUGAAAUGCUGCUUCUGUCACUUCUACUGCUAGCAGUUAUCUUCCCAGGUGGUGACAAUGAGGACGCCUUCCAGGGGCCGACCUCUUACCAUGUCAUCCAGAUCUCGCAGUUUGCCAACAGCACCUGGGCGCAAAAUCAAGGCUCAGGCUGGUUGGAUGAUUUGCAGAUUCAUGGCUGGGACAGUGAGUCGGGCACUGCCAUCUUCCUGAAGCCCUGGUCCAAGGGCAACUUCAGUGAGGAAGAGGUGAUAGAACUGGAGGAACUAUUCCGAGUCUACUUUGUUGGAUUCAUUCGGGAAGUACAGGACCAUGCCAGUGAAUUCCACAUGGAAUAUCCCUUUCUGAUCCAGGGCAUAGCAGGCUGUGAGCUGCAUCCUGGGAAGACCACAGUUAGCUUCUUGAGGGGAGCUUUAGGAGGACUGGAUUUCCUGAGCAUCAAGAAUGACUCCUGUGCACCUGCCCCAGAGGGCGGCAGACGGGCACAGCAGUUCUGCGCACUCAUCUCUCAGUACCAAGGUAUCUGCGACACUAUUGCGAAGCUUCUUUUGGAAACCUGCCCUCAGUAUCUCUUGGGUGUCCUCGAUGCAGGGAAGGCGGAACUGCAGAGGCAAGUGAAGCCAGAGGCCUGGCUGUCCAGCGGCCCCACCCCGGGGCCCGGCCGUCUGCUGCUGGUGUGCCACAUCUCUGGCUUUCAUCCAAAACCCGUGUGGGCGAUGUGGAUGCGGGGUGAGCAGGAGCAGCCAGGCACUCGGCGAGGUGACGUCCUGCCCCAGGCUGACGGGACGUGGUACCUCCAAGUGACCCUGGAUGUGGCGGCCGGGGAGGCGACCGGCCUGAGCUGCCGGGUGAGACACAGCAGUCUCGGAGACCAGGACAUCGUCCUGUACUGGGGACGUCCCACCUCCAUUGUCCUGAUAAUUUUGGCGAUAGCGGUGCCGUCCUUGAUCCUUUUGAUCUGUCUCGCAUUAUGGCAUUUUAGGCGCUGGCCGUAUCAGAAUAUCUCAUGAGCCCUCACCGUGUCUCCUUUUCCGUUUGGAAUAAGUACCCAGAAGCCCAGAGGCUCAAGUUGUCAGCCCAGAAGUCAGUCUCAUCAUGUUUCAUCAAAUAAUCAUCAAAUUUGAUCAAAUCAGAGCUCCUAUAGGUUGCAAGAUAAAUCAUAAUUCAUAUACUGCCAGAAAAAUAAUUUAAAAUUGUACAUUUAUUAUGAGACUAUAUAGAUAGGAUCCACUCGGAUUUCAUAGAUGUGAGAUGUGAAAAAGAAUGUACCUUGGAAUAAAUGAAAUGAUG
Molecule: messenger RNA, 1369 nt
Organism: Camelus dromedarius (Arabian camel)
Lineage: Eukaryota; Metazoa; Chordata; Mammalia; Artiodactyla; Camelidae
Product: T-cell surface glycoprotein CD1b-1
Exons: 6
Coding region: 88-1089 (333 amino acids)
Biological process (GO): immune response; antigen processing and presentation, exogenous lipid antigen via MHC class Ib; antigen processing and presentation, endogenous lipid antigen via MHC class Ib
Cellular component (GO): external side of plasma membrane
Molecular function (GO): exogenous lipid antigen binding; lipopeptide binding; endogenous lipid antigen binding
Source: RefSeq, a predicted model, not a curated record